This is a messenger RNA of Cavenderia fasciculata, 735 nucleotides long. RefSeq lists its product as uncharacterized. Gene Ontology annotation, cellular component: elongator holoenzyme complex. The coding region runs from base 1 to 735 and encodes 244 amino acids. Gene Ontology annotation, biological process: tRNA wobble uridine modification. The transcript has 3 exons. Gene Ontology annotation, molecular function: protein binding. Lineage: Eukaryota; Evosea; Eumycetozoa; Acytosteliales; Cavenderiaceae. The record is from RefSeq and is a predicted model, not a curated record.
AUGAAUUGGUUUCAAUUUGGAAGAGAUGCUGGUGUUGAUCAACCUGCAAAACAACAAGAGCAGGAGGAGGAUGGUGAAGAGGAGGGUGGUGGUAUUGAUACCAACACAUUGAUAUAUUCGUUAAAGAGUUCAUCGAUUACUGGUGUCAAGUCAUUGUCUUCAAAGGGACAUAUAUUCAAUGUUAGCGAGACGACCAAGGUCAAGGUGAUUGUCUUGUUAGAGUCGGUCAUGUCCGGUCACGAAGACUGGGUGUACAGCGUCUCAUGGUAUCCCGUCAACAAGGACGAUGGUACGCAAGAGAUGUGUUUGGUGUCGUCGUCGACAACGGACAAGACUAUGAUUGUCUGGCGUCCCGAUCCAAAGAGCGGUGUGUGGAUGGACGAGGUGCGUAUUGGAGACAUGGGUGGCAACAUCCUCGGUCUCUAUGGUGCCGUCUUUUCACCAACUGGAGAGUACCUAUUAUCACACGGAUACAAUGGUGCAUUCCAUCUUUGGGGUAACGAGAAUCAUCAUAACAACAACAACAAUAACAACAACUCAAGUAGAGCAGAUCGUGUAAAGGGAUGGUUCGAGAUUGCACGUCCACAAAUCCACGGAUACGAUCUUGAAUGCUUCACCUUUAUCCACGGCAAGAACCAUGCCAUCGUGUCGGGUGCCGAAGAAAAGAUCUUGCGUGUGUUUUUGGGCUCACAAAACUUUAUCGAUACAGUUGGAUAUCUCGGGCGUCGUCUAUGA